Suricata suricatta (meerkat) is the source of this 1626-nucleotide messenger RNA. It is a transcript of the gene KRT28, whose product is annotated as keratin 28. The transcript has 8 exons. The record is from RefSeq and is a predicted model, not a curated record. Bases 1 to 1395 code for a protein of 464 amino acids. Gene Ontology annotation, molecular function: structural molecule activity. Lineage: Eukaryota; Metazoa; Chordata; Mammalia; Carnivora; Herpestidae. Gene Ontology annotation, biological process: intermediate filament organization; hair follicle morphogenesis.
AUGUCUCUCCGAUUUCCCAGUGGGUCCAGGCACGUUUACGUAUGGUCUGGAGCUGGAUCCGUCAGACCAUCCAGUGGAGGCUCAGGCUUUGCAGGCAGCAAUGCAUGUGGCAGCGCUGUUGCUGGAAGUGGAUUUCCCUGUGCCUUGGGAGGGGGCCUGGGCAAUGCUCCCGGGGGCAACCAUGCUGGCAGUGUCCUUGGAAACGCUGCUUGUGCUGGCUUUGCUGGAAGUGAAGGGGGACUUCUGUCUGGGAACGAGAAGGUGACCAUGCAGAAUCUUAACGACCGCUUAGCAUCCUACCUGGAAAAUGUGCGAGCUCUGGAGGAGGCAAAUGCUGAACUAGAGAGAAAAAUCAAGGGCUGGUAUGAUAAAUAUGGACCUGGAUCUUGCCGUGGACUUGAUCAUGACUAUAGCAGAUACCACCAAAUAAUUGAAGAACUUAAGAAUAAGGUUAUCUCUUCAACUAUUGCUAACGCUAACGUAAUUCUGCAUAUUGACAAUGCCAGACUGGCUGCUGAUGAUUUCCGGCUAAAGUACGAAAAUGAGCUCGCCCUUCACCAAAACACCGAGGCUGACAUCAACGGGCUGCGGCGAGUCCUGGACGAACUGACGCUCUGCAGGACCGACCAGGAGCUGCAGUACGAAUCCCUGAGCGAAGAGAUGAGGUACCUCAAGAAAAACCAUGAAGAGGAAAUGCAGACCCUGCAGUGCGCGGCGGGCGGGAACGUGAACGUGGAGAUGAACGCGGCGCCCGGGGUGGACCUCACGGUCCUGCUGAACAACAUGCGCACCGAGUAUGAAGACCUGGCCGAGCAGAACCGCAGGGACGCGGAGGCCUGGUUCAACGAGAAGAGCGCCACCCUGCAGCAGCAGAUCUCCGACCACGCGGGCGCGGCCACCUCGGCCAGGAGCGAGCUGACCGACAUGAAGCGCACCCUGCAGACCCUGGAGAUCGAACUGCAGUCGCUCCUGGCAAUGAAACACUCCCUGGAGUGCUCCCUGACCGAGACCGAGGGGAACUACUGCACGCAGCUCGCCCAGAUCCAGGCCCAGAUCGGGGCCCUGGAGGAACAGCUGCACCAGGUCCGAACCGAGACAGAGGGCCAGAAACUGGAGUACGAGCAGCUGCUGGACAUCAAGGUCCACCUGGAAAAGGAAAUUGACACCUACUGCCGCCUGAUAGAUGGAGACGGGAACUCAUGCUCCAAAUCAAAGGGCUUUGGAUCAGGAGGCUCAGGGAAUUCACCCAACGAGUUAUCCAAAACCACCCUGGUAAAGACAGUGGUUGAAGAGAUAGAUCAACGUGGUAAAGUUCUUUCAUCGAGAGUCCACUCCAUUGAAGAAAAGACAUCUAAAAGGACCACUGGUAAAACAGAACAAAGGGUUCCUUUCUAGCUGCCACUGAGAAAAGAACAGUUUGGGAGAGGAUUCUGCACCACUGCAUUAUUCUAAAUAUCAAAGAAAUAAUAACAACCCUUUCUACCCUUAAUGAUAAGUUACUUAGCAGAAAUAACCUGUCUUCUUAGUUAACUUUUACAGGAUGUUGGGUGUUUGUUUUCAAAUAAAUAAAAAUACGGAUGUGCGCUCGUUUCCAUUCACUCGUGACUAAUAAAUAAUUGUUCAAGA